CCUGUUUUCCUCCGCGUUGGGACCAGCAGCAGCAGCAGCAGCAGCAGCAGCAGCAGCAGCAGGCUCGCAGACUGAGACCCGGAUCAGGAGAGUGGAUGUCCCGGCUGUGCGCAGACCUGCUGCCGGAUGCAAAGCCAGCUCAGAGUGUGAUGCAGCUGUGUGAUGGGAGGAUCCGCUGGCCAGGAUGGGCAACAAGCAGACAACCUUCACCGAGGAACAGCUGGAGGCGUAUCAGGACUGCACCUUCUUCACCCGGAAGGAAAUCCUGCGGUUACACGCUCGAUAUCGUGAGCUGGCGCCACAUUUAGUGCCGCUGGACUACACCAACAACCCCGACAUCAAAGUCCCUAUGACGCUCAUCAUCACCAUGCCUGAACUGAAGGAAAACCCGUUUAGAGAGAGAAUCGUGGAGACGUUCUCCGAGGACGGACAGGGGAACCUGAGCUUCAACGACUUCAUCGAUAUGUUUUCUGCCCUCUGCGAAGCUUCACCCAGAGAGCUCAAGACCAUUUACGCCUUCAAGAUAUACGACUUUAACAGGGACAACUUCAUCUGUAAGGAGGACCUGGAGAAGACCCUGAACAAGCUGACCAAAGGGGAGCUGACGCCCCAGGAGGUCACGCUGGUGUGUGACAAAGCCAUCGAGGAGGCCGACCUCGACGGAGACAACAAGCUCUCAUUCGCCGACUUUGAGAACAUGAUCUCCAAGGCUCCUGACUUUCUGAGCAAUUUCCACAUACGAAUAUGAGGCAGCUGAGAUCCUGCAGAGGAAAGACGUCUCUCUUCGACCCCAAUUCCACCUGAACCUCGGACCCAGCUCGACUCAGUGCCUGUCCUUUCUACUGCCGGCGGGGAGUCUUCUUUCCUGAAAGAUCCUGAGACCUGGACUGUCAGGAGCCCGGGAGUCUGAAUCUCGAUCACGCAGUCAUUCCAGAGGGGGGAUACGGUUACUGCAUGAAGCCUCUCUCUGGGACGGAUUUUGAACUCAGCUUAGACAGGGCUGACUUUCUUCUCCCCUGUGGACGUUUCCGAUCUUCUGAGAAACAUCUGGGAGGAUGGCGCCGCAGUGGAUACAGAACAGGGCUUUUCUGAAUUUAGUGCUUUUCAGAAAGGCCUCAUCCAAAACUGGAUUCUUUUUAAAAGCACAUCUUUAAAGGGCAAAACAGUGAGGAGCUAUGCAAUCUUUCUCCAUAAAGUGCAUGUUGUAAAUUGCUUCUAGCUGGUGAAUUUGUACAUCUGGUUUAGUGAAGCAUUCUGGUGCAUAACGACAAUCAUAGUAAACUGUAGCUCAGUUGAUGGAAGGGCUCUCUCUGUCAUCUCACCUGUACUCCUGGCUUUGAUAAAACUUUUUCCUGCCUCCUACUAAAUUGAUAUGACAGCUUUCACUCUUUCAAGACAAAAUGUUUUAUGGCUAGAAUCAAA
Pelmatolapia mariae (spotted tilapia) is the source of this 1422-nucleotide messenger RNA. RefSeq names its product calcium and integrin-binding family member 2-like. NCBI's taxonomy places the organism in Eukaryota, Metazoa, Chordata, Actinopteri, Cichliformes, Cichlidae. Gene Ontology annotation, molecular function: calcium ion binding; magnesium ion binding. The transcript has 6 exons. Gene Ontology annotation, cellular component: cytoplasm; stereocilium; cell periphery. The record is from RefSeq and is a predicted model, not a curated record. Bases 185 to 748 code for a protein of 187 amino acids. Gene Ontology annotation, biological process: calcium ion homeostasis.